CGGGGCUCGGGGGGCGGGCGGGGCCGGGCCGGGGGUGGCGGCGGCAGCGGGCAGGGCGUCCGCACACACCUCCCCGCGCUGCCGCCGCCACCGCCCGCACUCCGCCGCCUCUGCCCGCAACCGCUGAGCCAUCCAUGGGGGUCACGGGCCGCAACCGUCCCGGGGCGGCCCGGGCGGUGCUGCUGCUGCUGCUGCUGCCACCGCUGCUGCUGGUGGGGGCCGUCCCGCCGGGUCGGGGCCGUGCCGCGGGGCCGCCGGAGGAUGUGGAUGAGUGUGCCCAAGGGCUAGAUGACUGCCAUGCCGACGCCCUGUGUCAGAACACACCCACCUCCUACAAGUGCUCCUGCAAGCCUGGCUACCAAGGGGAAGGCAGGCAGUGUGAGGACAUCGAUGAAUGUGGAAAUGAGCUCAAUGGAGGCUGUGUCCAUGACUGUUUGAAUAUUCCAGGCAAUUAUCGUUGCACUUGUUUUGAUGGCUUCAUGUUGGCUCAUGACGGUCAUAAUUGUCUUGAUGUGGAUGAGUGCCUGGAGAACAAUGGCGGCUGCCAGCACACCUGUGUCAACGUCAUGGGGAGCUAUGAGUGCUGCUGCAAGGAGGGGUUUUUCCUGAGUGACAAUCAGCACACCUGCAUUCACCGCUCGGAAGAGGGCCUGAGCUGCAUGAAUAAGGAUCACGGCUGUAGUCACAUCUGCAAGGAGGCCCCAAGGGGCAGCGUCGCCUGUGAGUGCAGGCCUGGUUUUGAGCUGGCCAAGAACCAGAGAGACUGCAUCUUGACCUGUAACCAUGGGAACGGUGGGUGCCAGCACUCCUGUGAAGAUACAGCUGACGGCCCAGAGUGCAGCUGCCAUCCACAGUACAAGAUGCACACAGAUGGGAAGAGCUGCCUUGAGCGAGAGGACACCAUCUUGGAGGUGACAGAGAGCAAUGCCACAUCAGUGGUGGAUGGGGAUAAACGGGUGAAACGGCGGCUGCUCAUGGAAACGUGUGCUGUCAACAAUGGAGGCUGUGACCGCACCUGUAAGGAUACUUCGACAGGUGUCCACUGCAGUUGUCCUGUUGGAUUCACUCUCCAGUUGGAUGGGAAGACGUGUAAAGAUAUUGAUGAGUGCCAUACCCGCAAUGGAGGUUGUGAUCAUUUCUGCAAAAACACUGUGGGCAGUUUUGACUGCAGCUGUAAGAAAGGAUUUAAAUUAUUAACAGAUGAGAAGUCUUGCCAAGAUGUGGAUGAGUGCUCUUUGGAUAGGACCUGUGACCACAGCUGCAUCAACCACCCUGGCACAUUUGCUUGUGCUUGCAACCGAGGGUACACCUUGUAUGGCUUCACCCACUGUGGAGACACCAAUGAGUGCAGCGUCAACAACGGAGGCUGUCAGCAGGUCUGUGUGAACACAGUGGGCAGCUAUGAAUGCCAGUGCCACCCUGGGUACAAGCUCCACUGGAAUAAAAAAGACUGUGUGGAAGUGAAGGGGCUCCUGCCCACAAGUGUGUCACCCCGUGUGUCCCUGCACUGCGGUAAGAGUGGUGGAGGAGACGGGUGCUUCCUCAGAUGUCACUCUGGCAUUCACCUCUCUUCAGGAUUGCAAGGGGCCUACUCUGUCACCUGCGGCUCUUCCUCUCCUCUCAGGAACAAACAACAAAAAUCAAAUGACUCUGCUUUUGGGGAUGUCGCCACCAUCAGGACAAGUGUAACCUUUAAGCUAAAUGAAGGCAAGUGUAGUUUGAAAAAGGCUGAGCUGUUUCCCGAGGGUCUGCGACCAGCACUACCAGACAAGCACAGCUCAGUAAAAGAGAGCUUCCGCUACGUAAACCUUACAUGCAGCUCUGGCAAGCAAGUCCCAGGAGCCCCUGGCCGACCAAGCGCCCCUAAGGAAAUGUUUAUCACUGUUGAGUUUGAGCUUGAAACUAACCAAAAGGAGGUGACAGCUUCUUGUGACCUGAGCUGCAUCGUAAAGCGAACCGAGAAGCGACUCCGUAAAGCCAUCCGCACGCUCAGAAAGGCCGUCCACAGGGAGCAGUUUCACCUCCAGCUCUCAGGCAUGAACCUCGACGUGGCUAAAAAGCCUCCCAGAACACCUGAACGCCAGGCAGAGUCCUGUGGAGUGGGCCAGGGUCACGUAGAAAACCAAUGUGUCAGUUGCAGGGCUGGGACCUAUUAUGAUGGAGCACAAGAACGCUGCAUUUUAUGUCCAAAUGGAACCUUCCAAAAUGAGGAAGGACAAAUUACUUGUGAACCGUGCCCAAGACCAGGAAAUUCUGGGGCCCUGAAGACCCCAGAAGCUUGGAAUGUGUCUGAAUGUGGAGGUCUGUGUCAACCUGGUGAAUAUUCUGCAGAUGGCUUCGCACCUUGCCAGCUCUGUGCCCUGGGCACGUUCCAGCCUGAAGCUGGUCGAACUUCCUGCUUCCCCUGUGGAGGAGGCCUUCCCACCAAACAUCAGGGAGCUACUUCCUUUCAGGACUGUGAAACCAGAGUUCAAUGUUCACCUGGACAUUUCUACAAUACCACCACUCACCGAUGUAUUCGUUGCCCAGUGGGAACAUACCAGCCUGAAUUUGGAAAAAAUAAUUGUGUUUCUUGCCCAGGAAAUACUACGACUGACUUUGAUGGCUCCACAAACAUAACCCAGUGUAAAAACAGAAGAUGUGGAGGGGAGCUGGGAGAUUUCACUGGAUACAUUGAAUCCCCAAACUACCCAGGCAAUUACCCAGCCAACACUGAGUGUACAUGGACCAUCAACCCACCCCCCAAGCGCCGCAUCCUGAUCGUGGUCCCUGAGAUCUUCCUGCCCAUAGAGGACGACUGUGGAGACUAUCUGGUGAUGCGGAAAACCUCUUCAUCCAAUUCUGUGACAACAUAUGAAACCUGCCAGACCUACGAACGCCCCAUCGCCUUCACCUCCAGGUCAAAGAAGCUGUGGAUUCAGUUUAAGUCCAAUGAAGGGAACAGCGCUAGAGGGUUCCAGGUCCCAUACGUGACAUAUGAUGAGGACUAUCAGGAACUCAUUGAAGACAUAGUUCGAGACGGCAGGCUCUAUGCAUCUGAGAACCAUCAGGAAAUACUUAAGGAUAAGAAACUUAUCAAGGCUCUGUUUGAUGUCCUGGCCCAUCCCCAGAACUAUUUCAAGUACACAGCCCAGGAGUCCCGAGAGAUGUUUCCAAGAUCUUUCAUCCGAUUGCUACGUUCCAAAGUGUCCAGGUUUUUGAGGCCUUACAAAUGACUCAGCCCACAUGCCACUCAAUACAAAUGUUCUGCUAUAGGGUUGGUGGGACAGAGCUGCCUUCCUUCUGCAUGUCAGCACAGUCGGAUAUUGCUGCCUCCAGUAUCAGUGACUCAUUAGAGUUCAAUUUUUAUAGAUAAUACAGAUAUUUUGAUGAA
Molecule: messenger RNA, 3373 nt
Organism: Pongo pygmaeus (Bornean orangutan)
Lineage: Eukaryota; Metazoa; Chordata; Mammalia; Primates; Hominidae
Gene: SCUBE2
Product: signal peptide, CUB domain and EGF like domain containing 2
Exons: 23
Coding region: 135-3215 (1026 amino acids)
Biological process (GO): signal transduction
Cellular component (GO): cell surface
Molecular function (GO): calcium ion binding
Source: RefSeq, a predicted model, not a curated record